This is a messenger RNA of Paraglomus brasilianum, 2418 nucleotides long. The record is from the annotation of a GenBank genome assembly. NCBI's taxonomy places the organism in Eukaryota, Fungi, Glomeromycota, Glomeromycetes, Paraglomerales, Paraglomeraceae.
AUGCCAUCUCAAGGAGGCGUACUCACUGGAAUGAACCCGACAACGGUCAAUCCAGGAAAUCCACUUGUGCUAUUAAUCAUCCAGGUUGUGAUUAUAGUGUUCGUCACACGCUCUCUUAACGUCGUGUUAUCACGACUGCAACAACCACGAGUGAUUUCUGAAGUCAUUGGAGGAAUCAUCCUCGGCCCAUCAGUAUUAGGAAGGAUACCCGGGUUCAACAACACCCUUUUCCCUGAAGCAUCGCUUCCCUAUCUAAAAUUAAUAGCCGAUCUGGGAUUGGUGCUGUAUCUGUUCUUGGUUGGCGUCGAGUUGGAUCCUAGGAUGGUCAUGAAACGAGCGCGAAUGUCUAUUAGCAUUUCGGCUGCUGGGAUCGUGAUACCGUUUGCUUUGAGUAUUGCUGUUAGUCUGGGAUUGUAUAAAAUUAAUGAUGCGAGUGAAAAUGUUUCUUUUGCGAGUUUUCUGUUAUUCAUAGGGGUGGCUAUGGCGAUUACGGCGUUCCCCGUGCUUGCUCGUAUCAUUACUGAGCUCAAACUCCUUCAUACUCGAGUCGGCUCAACAGCCUUAUGUGCUGCAGUCGGUGAUGAUAUAACGGCUUGGGUUCUAUUAGCUCUUGUAGUGUCGAUUCUCAACGCUUCCAAUUCUCUUACAGCACUCUACAUCUUCUUGCUCGCCGUUGCCCAUGUCAAUGGUCCAACCGUCACAAUGAUGGCCAUUACUCUUAUUCUGGUUUUGACAUCGGCAUUUGUUACUGACAUUUAUUUCGCGCUUUCCGGACUUCAUACACAGAUUGGCUUACUUAAUGAUGCUGCUUCUUGGGGCUAUGUGUUUUUGGUACUUUUUGUCGCUAUGUUUGGCAAGAUAAGUGGAUGUAGUGCAGUAGCUAAAAUGUAUGGUCUCGAUUGGAGAGAAUCGCUAACUGUUGGUAUAUUUAUGAGCUGUAAAGGGCUUGUCGAAUUGAUCGUUCUCAACAUCGGUUUGGAGGCUGGUGUCAUUGGUGGAAAAGUCUUUGCAAUUCUUGUGCUUAUGGCCAUUGUAACAACUUGCGCCACAACGCCUCUCGCAAUGUGGGUAUACACAAUGCCUGCAAGACAAGCACGAGCCAACUUGGAGCUGACAUCUUACGACGCGCACGCUGGUCUCACUGCCAUCGAUUACUCUAAGAAGAACAAUAUACUAGUUGUAUUAAACAAAGUUGAAUUCAUAUCGUCUUUGAUGACUUUACUUCAGCUCCUUCAACCAACUGCUUCACGACGCGAUUCCAUCUCUAUACCUCGCGACGAGAAUAACUCAAACAGAUCAAAUGGCUCCGAAGAUACGAUAAUGCUUCAUGUUUUGCGUCUAAUGGAACUGGGUCAACGUCUAUCAGCAGUUAUAAAGUCGUAUGAAUCCGCCAAAAUUGCCCAUAAUGAUCCUAUCAUGAACGUGUUCCGUAUGUUCGGCAGGCUAAACUUUUUUGAUGUCGAAGCCACUUUAUCAAUUAGACCAUUUCACGAAUUUGCAGAUCAAGUCGUACAAAGCGCGAAACAAUCAUCAGCUAAUCUUCUAAUAAUACCCUGGAGUGGCGCUGGCUCGACUGCGUACGAUACGCCUGAGGAUUUUUAUAAGCCUCGGGAAUAUUCAGACACUAAUCCUCAAGUAGCUCAAUUCAUACAAGAGGUAUAUAGGAUGAUUGGUGACAUAACAGUAGGCGUAUUCAUCGACAGGGGCCUAGGCAUGUCUCCGGGUAGAACCGGGGGUCGAGAUGUCAGUAUUUCCGUAUUCGUUCCGUUUGUUGCUGAUACUGAUGACCGCGAAGCAUUAUCGCUACUCGCUCGAUUUGCGGAGAAUCCACGUGUCGAGGCAACAGUGCUAAGAAUAACAAAAUCAACAGAGCCAACCGAUAAUGACAGUCAUAUAAUACCUGUAUCCACACCAACAGUAAAGACGUCACAGAUUAACCCGGAUGAUACACGGACUGAUGAAGAGGGACCAGUCAACCCACAACUAGCAAAUCUGCAAAAACCUCCACCGGCUCAUCACAUGUCAUCUGCUUCGAUUUCUGUUAUUAACUAUUCUACUGCUGAUCGGAUAGCAUCUAAUGCGGCUGACGAACUACUUAUUAACAAGUAUUUUGGUCCUCAUGGUACGCUCGCUUCUAAUCCGCGCGUAAAGUACAUUUCUCUAAGAUCUUCUACACCUAUGCAAACUGCUGUUGAGUAUGCUAAGGGCGUAGUUGAAAGGAAAGAUCUUGUAAUAGUUGGACAUGGAAAACGCAAUGUUACUUAUAGUCAUCGUGAUGAGUGGAUGGAGAUAAUUAGACAAUUGAGAAUCGGUAGUAAUGAUAUGCGUAGGAGUCUCGGUGAGAUGGCCACUGCUAUGCUCGGUGGUGGUGUAGAAGCGAGUAUAUUUGUUGUUCAAGGAAAGAAGGAACGUAAGUAA